Anguilla anguilla (European eel) is the source of this 1620-nucleotide messenger RNA. RefSeq names its product vascular endothelial zinc finger 1-like. Lineage: Eukaryota; Metazoa; Chordata; Actinopteri; Anguilliformes; Anguillidae. Bases 73 to 1593 code for a protein of 506 amino acids. The transcript is spliced from 6 exons. Gene Ontology annotation, biological process: regulation of transcription by RNA polymerase II. Gene Ontology annotation, molecular function: DNA-binding transcription activator activity, RNA polymerase II-specific; RNA polymerase II cis-regulatory region sequence-specific DNA binding. Gene Ontology annotation, cellular component: nucleus. The record is from RefSeq and is a predicted model, not a curated record.
UGUAGCAGCUGCCAUGUUUAGCUGCUUUGUUGUAGAUUUCUUGUAGGUUUCCUGCAGAUUUUAAGUGUUGCAAUGGAACCGAGCUGGAGUACGUUUUUAUUUCAGCACUUGGUUUGGAGUGGACAUUCUCUUGACGCCCAGACCGAACAGGCGAAUGAAGCCCUGCAUCACCAGCACCAGGUGGCCCAGAACAGCCUGCUGCCCCUGCUCAACUCUGGGUCCGACCCGCCGGACCAGAAGCCCGUGCUGCCCAUCCCGCUGGACCAGAAGCCCCCGGUCAGCGUGGCCGAGCUGCUCAAGGACAACGUGGCCAGCGGGACGGGGGGUGGGGGCGGCGGAGGGGGAGGCGGAGGGGGAGGGGGCGGCCUCCCCCCCCACGUGGUGGUGAAGAAGGAGCCCAAGACCAAGACUCCCUUCAUCUGCGGCUACUGCAACAAGGCCUUCCGGGACAGCUACCACCUGCGCCGGCACGAGUCCUGCCACACCGGCGUCAAGAUGGUGUCGCGGCCCAAGAAGGUGCAGACGGCGCCCACCAUGGUGCCCCUCAUCUCCUCCGUGCCCCGGGAGAGCGGCGGGGGCGGGGGCAACCCCUCCUACAUCUCCACCAUCGCCGGGAUCCUCACCACCGCCACCACCUCGGCCUCCACGGGCUCCAGCAUCAUGUCGGCCACGCCCAUGGCCGGCGUCCCGCAGCACCAGCACCAGCACCAGCACCAGCACCCGCACCAGCACCAGCCUCACCAGCAGGGGGCGCCCAAGAAGCCGCCCAAGCCGGUGAAGAAGAACCACGGCUGCGAGAUGUGCGGCAAGGCCUUCCGCGACGUCUACCACCUGAACCGCCACAAGCUGUCGCACUCGGACGAGAAGCCCUUCGAGUGCCCCAUCUGCCAGCAGCGCUUCAAGCGCAAGGACCGCAUGACCUACCACGUGCGCUCGCACGACGGCGGCGUCAACAAGCCCUACAUCUGCUCCGUCUGCGGGAAGGGCUUCUCCAGACCUGACCAUCUCAGCUGCCACGUGAAGCACGUUCACUCCUCAGAACGACCCUUUAAGUGCCAAGUAACGGCUUGCACAGCCGCCUUUGCCACCAAAGACCGACUUCGCUCCCACAUGAUCCGGCACGAGGGCAAGGUCACCUGCAACAUCUGCGGCAAGAUGCUGAGCGCGGCCUACAUCACCAGCCACCUGAAGACGCACGGCCAGUCCAGCUUCAACACCUGCAACAAAGACACUAACAGCGUGUGCAACUCCGCCUCGGCCACGCCCGUCACGGCCUCGACCGCCAUCACCACGGCGAUGAACCGCGGCAACAUCAGCAGCAACCCGGUCACCAUCGCGGCGCAGAUGAGCAUCGCCACCAACACGGUCAACAUCACCUCGCCCGUCAACCUCCAGCACCCGGUCACCAUCACGGGGCCGGUCAACAUCGCCUCGGUCAACAUCCCCGCCACCGCGCCCAUGAACCUCGCCCACCCGGUGGCCAUCACCACGCCCAUGCCCAUGAACAUCACCGGGCCCCUCAACAUCGCCAUGAGGCCCAUGGAGAGCAUGCCCUUCCUGUCCCAGGUCCUGCCCUCCUCCCCUCCCUGGUAAAACGACGGAUAAAACGACAACAACAAC